Molecule: messenger RNA, 552 nt
Organism: Dictyostelium purpureum
Lineage: Eukaryota; Evosea; Eumycetozoa; Dictyosteliales; Dictyosteliaceae
Exons: 2
Source: RefSeq, a predicted model, not a curated record
CAUUCAAUUAAAGAAUUAAAAUCAAAUUUAUUAAAUUUAAAUAAAGAAAUUGAAAAAUUAGAAAAUGAAAACGAAACGGUUACUGAGGAAUUAAAUCAAUUUAAAGAAAAUGAAUCUAAAUUGAAAAUUCGAAUUGAAAAUAAAGAUUCUUUACUUGAAGAUUUCAAGAGAAAGCAAAAAGAGUCCGAAGGUGAAAUUAAAAGGUUAGAAGAAGAACGUAUUAAACAACUCGAACAAGCACAAUUUGAACAAUUAGAGAAAUUUAAUCGUGAAAAAGAUUUAUUAUCAAAUCAAAUCGAAAUGGAAAAACAAAAUCAUACCGAAUCCACCUACCAAUUAAAAUCACAAUUAGAAUCUAAACAAUUAGAAAACAAUUCACUUUUAGAUAAAAUUAAAGAAAAGAGUCAAGAAUUUUCAGUUAUCGAAAAAGAACUUGAACAAGAGAAAUUGGCCCAAUCCCAACUUAAAGAACAAUUAUCCAAUUUAACAGCCGAAGAAAACAAUAAAGAGCUCUCUGAAAAAUUCAAAGCUGAACAUCAAAUGGUCCUCGAA